CGGUUUCCACGUGCGGAGUGCACAUGUCGUUAAGUGAAUCCCAACGAUUUAAAUCCAGGUUCACUAUCGUGGGCCAAGUUCAACGACAUAAAUUAAUUUCCUGUGUAGUUACCAAUAUCGUGCAAUGGCAGUGAAUCGAAUAUUUCAUCUGGGUGUAGGCCGGUAUGACAAUAUUUCAUUUCUUCUUUCGUUGGAUUUUACAGAUAUCGGUUUUCUUAUCUGACUCGUAAAUUUUAGUCGGGUGGUCCGCCAAACUGUGUCCUUAUCAGUUCAAAGUGUGUUUUAAAACUCGUAUAUAUCUAUCAAUAAACGGAAAUAUCCGACUGGAUGAAUAUAUAUAGAAAAUGACUUCACCUAAAUUGUAUAGUGAAUAGUUAGCAUUUUAUUUCGACAAAGAGAUGGAAAUGAAGAUGGGUGAAGAAGGCAAGGGGAUGUCUUCUACAGAGCAGAGCGUCAUUCAGAAAUCGGCAUACGCUAGAAAGAAGACGGUGGCCGAGGGGUUGCUGGAUGUGGGCCUGUUAGUGGCUAACGCCUCUCAGCUGAAGGCUCUCCUAGAUCGAGGGGAGUCCCACGAUUACUACUACGUCCUCCUGGUCUUGCUCGUCCUCUCCAUCACAGUGCAGGUCGCCAUUGGACUGAUGCUGUUGUUUCUGGGGACCACGGAGGGGAAUGUAGAGACAGACAAGCGAUCUAACAGAAUGAACAAUGUCGUGAUUGGACUUAUAUUUGGCACCAUGAUUCUCAAUAUAAUCAUUGGAGUGUUUGGAGUAUCUGUGUGAGAGUCGUGGCGCUCUUCUUUUUUUCUGUCUGCGUAUUCCAUAUUUCUAUGUACUGUAUUUUAUACAGCUGUUCACUUAAAAAUUUUAUCAAUGGACACGAUUCCUGCGAAUUAAAUUAUGUCUGAUCACCAAUCUUUGCAGAAUUCAAAGACGUUCAGAGAAGAGUCAGACAAACACUAUUGUUGUGACGUUUAAUAUUACAGUCUUAUUUUACUUCCAGUGAUUAUACAUUCUAUUAAAUGAGGACACGAUCUAAUAUUCAAAUGAACAGAGAUGAAAAUACCCCUCCUUGGCACCUGAUCCCACCUCUGGUAUGUCCAGCGGCCGUGUUUGCCUACUCUCUAUUUUGUAUUCUGUAUAGGAGUUAUGAGAUUGAUUAUUGUUCGUUUUCUUCACCUUUCAUAUUUGUUUGUUUAAACGUAACAUUAAUGAAAAUUAAAAUACAUAUACUUUU
Ostrea edulis (European flat oyster) is the source of this 1233-nucleotide messenger RNA. RefSeq names its product ninjurin-2-like. NCBI's taxonomy places the organism in Eukaryota, Metazoa, Mollusca, Bivalvia, Ostreida, Ostreidae. The transcript is spliced from 2 exons. Bases 399 to 779 code for a protein of 126 amino acids. Gene Ontology annotation, biological process: cell adhesion; tissue regeneration. Gene Ontology annotation, cellular component: membrane. The record is from RefSeq and is a predicted model, not a curated record.